AGUCCGCAGUCGACCGCGCUACAGUUCGCGUCGGCUCUCGUCGAAUAUCUAAGCGAACGAUUGAAGUUGUGAAAACAUUUUUCUAGUGCGACGUAGUAUUAUUUACAAUUUGUGUUACUUUAUGUUAAUAUAUCAUUUUGUUAACAUAUUUCUGUCAACGAUUUAAGUUAUCUUCUUCGAAACAACUCAGAUAUCCGAUUUAUAAUGUUUUUCGUGGCGAAAGCUUUUCAGUAAGAUUAGCGAAGUUAUAAUUUUCAGUUUGUUUUAGUUAUUAUGAUAACUAUUCUCACGGAAUUCGUGUGCCGGGUAUGAUAGAGCAAAAACAUUGACCCGGACUUGACUUUAAUUAGAGAUACCAAAGAAAAUGUGUGCCAAAAUGUUGUAUAGUUCGCUGUUGCCUAUUGUAAUGUUAUGGAUUGGAGUGUUCGCCGAAGAGGAAGUUUCAUCUCCUUUGCGGGUAGCGCAAUGUAGAGCGACCUGUUUGCAAAAGUUCGCGGCGCCUCGACCCGGCGGGGAGUCAUCGUGUUUGCAAGGCCCCGACUGUUUUAUGUGCUGGGAGAAUUGUGAACUACUUCAGUCGAACUAUCAAGUAUGGGGUGCAGUUUGCGAUGAAAAAGAUAUAUGCUUCCCAGGUUGUAAGGUAGCGUGUGAGUUCCACACAGAAGCGGCAAGGGCAUCGCAAACACAGCCUGUCAUACACACCAAGGGCGAAGGCGUGAUGCGAGUCAGCGGCGCUCUCGCCCGCUGGCCUCCGCCGGCACCACGCGCCUCCACAAAACCUGCCCCAUUCGUCUACGUGGUCAUGCGCCGAGCAGCAGAAGGACCUUGGCGACAAAUCAUACAGACCCAGGCCCUCGCUACCAGAGUACCGCCGAAUAAUGAAGGCGCACUUCUUCGAGUGCUUGUCGUAGACCCUCAAGGCCUCGUCACCAUUUACAGUCCUGAUGAAAUGUGGCUGGCUCGCGACACAAACUCUUCUAGCCAUGACGAACACAAAUGGAUUCUAAAAGAAAUUUCUCUCAUCCAUCAGAAAGUCCUUGUGAUCGGUGAAAUCGCCUGGGAACCGAGGAUCGCGCGUGGCGUUUAUCUUGUAACGUGGGAAGUCGACGGCGGAGGGCUGAAAGGAAACCUUUUUACUGAUUCCACACGUGUUACUUUAUCGCUUUGGCCAGAUACAAUCUAUCACAUUCAAGUGGAACUGGUCUCUCGGACGCCGGGUGUAGAUAACGAAAAGUCAGAGACAAUGACCAUUGAUACGAGUCGAGCUCAACGUGUUUCGACAGAGAGCGUACAAGAUGUUGAGGUUAGUGAAGGGGACCGUUUAAUGUCAGUAUUAGUAAGUUCCAUGAGAGGGGAGCGCGUACCCGAACGGGCCCCAGAUUCUGAGUUAGUUCUUGGCUGUCUGUCAGCUAUGAUAGCGUUUGGUUUGGCCGCGCUUGCUGCUAUUGUAUGGAGAAGGAGACGGCGGGGCACCUUCCCUGGGACCAACGUGUAUGUGGGAUCAUCAUCUGUUCUGAAGCGGAAGUUGGUCGAGGAUUUUACUCCUUCGUCGCAUUGUUUCCAGCCCGUGCUAACACCGGCUAUUGCGUCUAACGAAAAUUCCGUGAAUGACGUCAUCGUGUGACGUCACAGCUUCGAUAUGCUGUCCGUCGAUGAACGUGCUUUGAGUUCCUAAACAUUAGAACAAAAUCGUGAAAAGAUACAAACGUUUCUUCGUAUUAAAGUGGAUGAACUGAUUAUUAUGUGAUACUGAUGAGUGUAUGCGGAAAGGUAAAUAAAUAUUGUAUUUUGUGAGAUGGUUUCUUUUGUGAUUUAAUUUAAGUUAUUUUCCUUUUGAUAGACACUUCUGCUCAUCGUUCGCUAUGAUUGCGUGACAUAUUAUCGAUUCGUACGUAGUGUUAGGGAAAUUGUAAAUUGUACUUAUAAAAUAUAUUUAUGAAACACAGUAAGGUAAACACCAGACAACUUAGCGAUGUAAAUAUGUUAAGAAUCGUUUAAAGAUAAAAUAUUUUUAAUUUUAAAUUAAAUCGUGUAUGCUGUAAAUAUUACAUAUGUAGGUGUUAUUUGAAGUAUUUAACAAGCAAUGUGUACAUUAUGCUUAAAGAUGAAUACUUUCAUUAGUGUGACUCAUAUUUGAACCUUUCACUAUCAUUUUGUUUUGGAACUAUUCACAUUGAAUUUCUAUUAUCUACUGUAAAAGUGUGGUAAAUUAAACUAACAAUUAGAACUAUUUUUACAGCCUAGUCCUUAUUAACAUUUAGUUAAUAGUUAAUAGACAUACUUUAUUCAAAUUAUAACGUUUAGUAACUUUGAAUUUCUUCAGCAAUAAAAAGAUGUACGUAUGUGUAAAUAUUCGAAGCAUUUAUUGUAAAAAAAAAAACAGAGUAAUUAUAUUUUUCUCGAUCAACAUUAAUAUUUCUAAAUGUUAUGGGUGGAUUAACGGUAUUAAUAUGUUAAGAAAAAUUAUAAGCGGAUGAAUAUCUUAAUUUCAUAUACUUGAAUGUAAUGAAAAUGUAAUCAAUGUGUUUAAAAAUUGCAUCAUUAUUGUAAUAUAGUGCAUUUAAAUUGAUUUAUAAUUUAGCUUUAAAAAUCCUUAUAAAUCUACACGAAAGUUCGUGGAAACCAAAAUU
Molecule: messenger RNA, 2630 nt
Organism: Papilio polytes (common Mormon)
Lineage: Eukaryota; Metazoa; Arthropoda; Insecta; Lepidoptera; Papilionidae
Exons: 4
Coding region: 365-1624 (419 amino acids)
Source: RefSeq, a predicted model, not a curated record